ACAAAGUUUACAUUUUACGAUUUCACUGUGCCUUGGCCUAAAGUUAUCGAUUUGAAACGAUUUUUUUGGCUGCAGCGCCAUCUUUUAAGACCAACUUCAUCGUCUUCAUCGGCUACAAUAAUAAACACUACAAUAAUGUUUACAAUUGAAAUUUGUAUAAUUUUAUUCUCCUUGUAAAUUGUUUAAAAUUUUAAUUUUCUCCUCGAUUUGGAAAUGUUUAAUGUAAAAAUUCUACAUUAAAAUAUUGACAUUAAUUUUGUUUUUUCUUGUUUGAAUCAUUUUUCAUAAUAAAAAAAAAUAAAUAUAUAUAUAUAUAAGAAAUGAAAGAAGAAGAGGAAGAAGAAAAUGUUGUUAAAUUGGAAAAUGGUUCACAAAAUGAGAAUAGCAAAAUUGCUAUUGGUAUUCGACCAAGACCAUUAAUUUGUAAACCAGGACAUGUAAAUGUUGGAUGUAAAUCCGAACCUCUUGAAACAAAAUGUUAUUGGAAUCCUGGAGCUUGGCAAGAUGCUACUAGAACUAGUGCAUUUCAGCCUUAUAAGCCUCCAACUUUGCUCACAAAUUUACAAAGAGGAAAUACUCAAACAGAAAUACCACAACUUUACGUUGGAAAGGAUAUAACAUUUUUCACUCUUGCUGGUCAAGGUGAACUCACACCGGACGAUAUUUGUCAGGCAUCACUAGAUGCAUUGGAUGAAAAAGGUUUAUCAGGUUUAAUGUGGGCCGCUAGUUACGGUCAAUUGGGUAGUGCUCGUCAACUUUUGGAAGCAGGAGCUGAUAAAAAUUGUCGUGGUCAUCAGGGACAAACGCCAUUGCAUUUAGCGGCUGCUUACGGUCAUCAUGAUUUAGUUAAACUUUUAAUAAGUCAUGGGGCUGAUCCAAAUAUUUAUGAAGAGGAGGGAAAUACGCCAUUAAUUUAUGGAGCGCAUGGAGAUCAUCGUCACGUUUGCUAUGAACUUUUAUCAAAAGGUGCUGAUGUGGCGCAUAGAAAUAUUCACGGCAUAAGUGCAUAUCAUGCUGCUAUUUUAAACAAUUCAUUAGCAGCAAAAGCAGUGAUUGAAAAUUAUUUGGUAGAGAAACUUGUGAACACAUCAACUGGAAUUCUAUCGUAAAUGAGAAAUACAUGCAAAAAAAAAAAAAUACAAAUAAUGUUUAAAACAGAAUUUAUAGUUUAUUCCUAAAUUUGACAUUCGCAAUAAUUUUUUUUAGAAUGUAUUUAUGACUUACUUUAUCAUUCUAUGUACAAUUCUUAAAGUAUUAGUAAUUAUGUGAUUUUUUUUGUAUUAGAAAAAUAAUUUUUCAAUAAUUUAUUUUGCUUAAAUUAUAAAAUGUUAAAUUUUAUAAAACCAUGACUAUAUUUUAUAAUUUUAAAUGAAAUAAACUUUUUAUGAGAUAAAUAUAA
Messenger RNA from Leptopilina boulardi, 1399 nucleotides. RefSeq names its product ankyrin repeat family A protein 2-like. The transcript is spliced from 6 exons. The coding region runs from base 321 to 1109 and encodes 262 amino acids. Gene Ontology annotation, molecular function: protein binding. Lineage: Eukaryota; Metazoa; Arthropoda; Insecta; Hymenoptera; Figitidae. Gene Ontology annotation, cellular component: cytoplasm; nucleus. The record is from RefSeq and is a predicted model, not a curated record.